AUGGUGUCGGCAAAUAGGGAGAUGGUGGUUUUCUGCUUCGACACACUGGUUGCACAUUACAACAACGAGGAGGUCCCUCCUCCAGCUUUCGAUGACGGCCAACAUCCAUUGUUUGUGACUUGGAAGAAAGUGAUCAAUGGUGGGGAACCUCGUUUACGUGGCUGCAUAGGAACUCUUGAAGCUCGUUGCAUAAUUAGUGGAUUCAGGGAUUAUGCUUUAACUAGUGCCCUGCGGGACCGCCGUUUCCCCCCUAUACAAGCAAAAGAGUUGCCUUACUUGGAAUGUACAGUUUCCAUCCUGACUAACUACGAAACUGCUAAUGACUACCUUGAUUGGGAGGUUGGAAAGCAUGGAGUAAUUAUUGAAUUUACAGAUCCUGACCACAAUACAAAGCGAAGUGCCACUUACUUGCCUGAGGUUGCUGCUCAUGAAGGCUGGACAAAAAUUGAAGCUAUCGACUCAUUGAUGAGAAAGGCAGGUGGCUGGUGGCGGGUGGCGGUGGUGGUUGGCGGCGGUCCGAAAGAUGAAGGUUGCUUGGCCAGAGGCGUUAGGGCUGUUGGGCGCUGGAAGUUGCAGGCGCAGUCUGGGAGCUGCUUGGCUUGGCUAGGGGCGCUAGGGCUGCUGGGAGCUGGGAUCUGCGGGUGCGGCCUGGUAGCUGCUGGACGCGAGCGCCGAGACUGCGAUCUGCGGGCGCGGGCGCUGGGACUGCGAGCUGCGGGUGCAAGGGCGCGCAGGGGCUGGGACCUGGGUGCCAGUUCUCCUUUGUGA
Molecule: messenger RNA, 768 nt
Organism: Striga hermonthica
Lineage: Eukaryota; Viridiplantae; Streptophyta; Magnoliopsida; Lamiales; Orobanchaceae
Source: the annotation of a GenBank genome assembly